AUGGGUUAGAGAGAAAUAACUAUUUGAUAGCAACAAUUGUUCUUAUUUCAUUUGUUUUUUUAGAAAAGUAAAAUCUCAUACUGUAUUAGCAGACAAAACCUUGUUUUGUGGAAUUCAUGGAAAGUAAGUAUUUUUAUUAUUAUGUUGAUUUGCUUACAAAGGAAUAGCCAUAGUAUCUAUUCUAUUCUGAAUAGGUGACCAUAGGAUUAAGCAAUUAAAUUUGGAAUUGGAAACAAAGAAAACACUUGCAUAAAGUUUCAAUGUAGAUAUCAGAAAGAGUGAGUUUACAGAUAAAAAACAGCACCAUAAACAAUAAUUUUCAAUAGUUUUUUUUGUUAAUAUUUUGACGGAUAACAUUCCUUUGUAUUUGGGAAAGGCUUGGAUGUAAAAUAGUAUUUCUUAUAUUUUAAAGAUGUUUAUACUGACAAAACUGACUGAACAAUAUAGUAAAAUUAUUUUAAAUUUCUUGUAUAAUUUUAGGUUGAUAUUUAGAUACUGAUUUUAAGUUUCUCAUUGUACUAAAAUUCAUAAAAGUUUGUUCAAUUAAAAGUUGUAAUUGGUAGUACCAUAGAAACUAAAUACCAACAAAAAAUAUAUCAUGAGAACAUUACCACUGUUAUAAGAAUACAAAAAUUCAGACCUGAGGCUUCGUCUCAAAUGGAAAAGUAUACAGAAAAGCUAUAUCUUACUGAAAGAGACUGAUGGAAGAUUAUAUUAACAAGAAAUGUAAUUGACCUAACCUAAAAAAAAAAAAAAAAAAGGAAUCUAAUGGAUUCAGCAAGAUUGCAGGAUUACUUCUUAUCAUUUUGGAGAAAACUUAAACCAGAUCAAUUUUCCAGUUCUUAUAACCAAAAAUAAAAAAGCCAUUCUUCUGCAAGAUAAAGGAGAAAAGGGAGUUUAGAAAAUGAGUGUCCAGAGAAGGAGAUGAUAUAAGCAGGAUCAGUCCUGGGUCUGACUGCAAUGUACAAUGGUUAAAAUCAUGGGAGUGAAAGACCAUAUGAAUUUCAAUUGAGGUACUUUAUUCUUCAUAUCACUUUUACAUUUAUACCUAGUAAAGCUUUUUUAAACUUGAAAGUAAUUAUUUUAUUUUUCCAGCACUGACAGAAUUCAGAAGAAACUUAACCAUGAGAAACCAUAUAAGGGUGACAACAUUUAUUCUUGUCAGACUAACAGAUGAUCCAAACUGGCAGAUUGUAAUUUUCCUUUUUCUAUUUCUAACAUAUUUAUUGAGUGUCACUGGAAAUCUGACCAUUAUUCUGCUCACAAUAUUGGAUUCCCAACUCAAAACACCCAUGUAUUUCUUUCUUAGGCAUUUUUUGUUUUUAGAAAUGUCAUUCACAUCUGACUGGAUCCCGAGGUACCUGGUCAGCAUUGUGACUCUGGAUAACAGGAUUUCCUAUGAUGCUUGUAUGACACAAUUAUUUUUUGCCAUCUUCUUGGGUGCAUCAGAGUUCUUCCUGUUGACUGCCAUGUCCUAUGACCGCUAUGUGGCCAUCUGCAAACCCCUUCGCUAUGCAACGGUCAUGAACAACAGAGUCUGUAUCCAGCUGCUUGUUACCUCUUGGUUAGCUGGGUUGUUAACCAUCUCUCCUGGACUUAUCAUGGGCUUGAGGUUUGAGUUCUGUGAUGCCAACAUUAUUGACCACUUUGGCUUUGACUAUUCUCCUGUCCUGAAACUCUCCUGCACAGACACACGGUCCAUAGAAUUGUUAGGUUUUAUCACAGCCACUGUCAUAGUGCUGAUUACGCUGGCACUGGUGACACUCUCCUAUGCAUACAUUCUGAGAACAAUUCUGAAGAUCCCUUCUGCCCAGCAGAGGAAGAAGGCUUUUUCCUCCUGUUCCUCCCACAUGAUUAUUGUCUCUAUCUCUUAUGGCAGCUGCAUUUUUAUGUAUAUUAAACCUUCUGCAGAGGAGAGGGUAGCUUUAAACAAGGGGGUAGCAGUGCUCAACACUUCAAUUGCACCUCUCUUAAAUCCUUUCAUAUAUACUCUAAGAAAUAAGCAAGUAAAACAAGACCUGAAGGAUGUAAUUAGGAGAUGUAUCUUUAUUACAUAA
This is a messenger RNA of Loxodonta africana (African savanna elephant), 2057 nucleotides long. Its product is annotated as olfactory receptor 6C76-like. The record is from RefSeq and is a predicted model, not a curated record. The transcript has a single exon. Gene Ontology annotation, molecular function: G protein-coupled receptor activity; olfactory receptor activity. The coding region runs from base 1125 to 2057 and encodes 310 amino acids. NCBI's taxonomy places the organism in Eukaryota, Metazoa, Chordata, Mammalia, Proboscidea, Elephantidae. Gene Ontology annotation, biological process: G protein-coupled receptor signaling pathway. Gene Ontology annotation, cellular component: membrane.